AUGUCUUAUAGACCAAUUCGUAAGAUUUCUGCUUUAAAAUGGAUUGUUAUCGGAAGUUUGUUAUGCUCCGUUGCAUUUAACAAUAUUAAAAUGGCAAAUGCAUCUGGUGAUAGAUGGUUUAGCCAUAAUUUCAAGCGUUAUUUUAUCAGCCAAUCACAAGCAUCAUUCUAUAGUGCUAGAAGUUAUUGUGAAAACACUUAUAAAGGUAGUUUAGUGGAGAUCAGCGAUGCUGAUGAGGAUACUAUUCUUCUUGGUAUAAUACAAGCAUUACGUAAAAGUAUGAAUAGCUUGCAUUUGGCACAUUACUGGAUCGGCCUUAUGGAUUUAAAUGGAACAUUUACUCAUGCUAAAUGGAUAAAUAGCAAUAAUACCGUUGGAAAUUGGAACUCAUGGCAUGAGAAUAUAGUUAUUAAUUCAGCAAAGUUAUGUGCUGGUGUAUCUUUAGGAAAAUCUAGUACUCAGCUGUCCUGGAUCAACUUAAAUUGCGCUGAUAACUUUUCCUUUAUAUGCCAGCUAGGUAAGGACGGGCAAAACUGUUACCUAGUAUUACACAAAGAAUUCAGCUUUGCUGGUAGAUUAAGUAAAAUAUUAAAAGUCAUGAAUUGGUUUGAAAUACUUACAGUUUGGAUUGAAAUUAAAUCGUUAAUCUAA
Trichoplax adhaerens is the source of this 651-nucleotide messenger RNA. RefSeq lists its product as uncharacterized. The record is from RefSeq and is a predicted model, not a curated record. The transcript is spliced from 3 exons. The coding region runs from base 1 to 651 and encodes 216 amino acids. NCBI's taxonomy places the organism in Eukaryota, Metazoa, Placozoa, Uniplacotomia, Trichoplacea, Trichoplacidae.